CAGAAAAGAGAGAUCGGCAGCACAGUUUCGUGGCACAGGUUCGCCGAUCACACACUCUACACUCUCUAUACAACCAUUUGCUUUUACCAUCUCGAGCGACACUUACACACUACCACAGACAUUAUCACCAAGCGUCAAUAUAACCCGUCUAUAUAAUUAGUCGAGAUCUUAGUCCCACUAAGUCCAAGUCUAAGUCUAAGUUUCGAAAGAAAACGCUUAUUUCAAAGAUACCUCUUUCGGUUCAGACGGAUUGAUCAUCAGGAUCACCUGGCUGAUCAGUGUCCAGUGAUAUGACAGUGGAUUGAUUCUGUGGAUUAUUGUUUUAUCGUUUAGUUUAUUGCUAUUUGCUAGUUGCUGGCUGGUAAUUUUCUUUUUUGUGUGUCGUUUAAGUGCAACCGAGUGCUCAUGUUUCAUGAUCAUCAUCUGUUUGCGUAACAAUAUGGUCAAUGAAAUGGGAUCGAACUCGAGUAUCAGGGGGAUAGUAACCAUCGUCCUGUUGAAUUUGACAUUAUUGCAAGCUCACCGUGAACAUAAGGUCCACAACAUAGUUCUCUAUCCAGACAAGCACAGUUGGUGCAAAACAACUCCGAUAAAGCAGGUAGUGACUUGGCCGCAGUGUUCGUCCCAAGAAUUGGACAACAAUGUCUGUGUUGGAGCCUGCUUUUCAUAUAUGGUUCCUCACAGUGAACCCUCCGCCCCCGGGGACCUGAUAAGGCCCUACUGCGACUCAUGUCAGCCACUUGACAGCGUUUGGCAUACGGUGACCUUGAACUGCAAGGACGAAGACAACAACCCAACGACGAUGCUGAAGAAGGUCCAAAUAAUAACAAACUGCUCGUGCAGUUCUUGCAUGGAAACAUCGAAGAUCAAGCCUGACUAUAACACUCUCCUUCAUUCACUAGCUGAUGAUACCAUCGAGGAAAACGUGAACCACGUCCAUGAAACCCCGGACCUGCUCCUGAACCCGAAUCUCAACUCCUCGAGGAACGUCACCAAGGACGGAGUCGAAGCCAAUGAGAGGUUUAUGCAGUAUUUCAAGCUGCUGAAGGACUCUGAGAAGCUGGACGAGGCAAACGCCAAAGAGCUGCUCGCAAAGCUCGAGGAUAACAUGGACCUGGAGAACCUGCGCGAGCUCCUGAAGAAAUACAGCCUGGAGGAGCACCACAAGCACCACCACCACAAGAUCGUCGUUGAAGAGAACCACGAGGAAGAAACGGGCUCUGCUGGUGAUUCGGGUCCAGAAGCUCAUCGGGAGGCUGACCCAGAUCCGGAGAUCGAAAGCGAAAACCAUCAUCAUAGUAGUCAUCAUAUAGGGCCGCAUCACUCAAUUGUUCUCGAGCCAGAUGUUAAAGAGAAAAUUGACGUAGAACCUCAUUACUUGCAUCCCGCGGUUGCGGGCCAGGAAAUUAGUUAUCAUGACAAUGUUCUAGUGGACAAGACUAAGGAAAAGAAAGAUUUCUAGAGUUAGAUAAGGGAGAAGUUGAUUUUUUAGGGGAUAGUACAAAAGAAUUGGUUGAGUGUCGUGGAAAUUAGGUUGAAGAGGAGAAAGAGAUCGGUUUUCUCCAAGAAGUUUGCUAGUGAAUGGAUGAAGACAAAAUUUAUU
This is a messenger RNA of Cotesia glomerata, 1603 nucleotides long. RefSeq lists its product as uncharacterized. Gene Ontology annotation, biological process: animal organ morphogenesis. The transcript has 3 exons. The record is from RefSeq and is a predicted model, not a curated record. NCBI's taxonomy places the organism in Eukaryota, Metazoa, Arthropoda, Insecta, Hymenoptera, Braconidae. Gene Ontology annotation, molecular function: BMP binding; receptor ligand activity. The coding region runs from base 413 to 1462 and encodes 349 amino acids.